Molecule: messenger RNA, 1188 nt
Organism: Phytophthora sojae
Lineage: Eukaryota; Oomycota; Peronosporomycetes; Peronosporales; Peronosporaceae
Exons: 4
Coding region: 1-1188 (395 amino acids)
Source: RefSeq, a predicted model, not a curated record
AUGAAGAUCUACGUCGCGGCCGCCGUCUCGGCCUUAGCUCUGGCUGCCACCAACGCAGCCACCAACUACGACGACCGAGAAGUGUCUUUGACCGCCGACUCUCUCAAGAAGAACCCCAACUCCGACAAAUAUCACACCAAGCCCGUACGCGUGAUCCAAGCUCGAGUUCAAAGUGACGCCCCCGUCUGGAACGAGACGACCAAGACCUUCGGCUCCAAGUACUACGAGACCGCCGAGGAGCAGUUCCGCGGCGCGCUUGACACCGUCAACACCGCGUCCGUCGAGGGCGCGCUCAUGUACGUGCAGGCCGAAGGCAUCAACUACAACACACGCAGUGCCGAAGACCGGUGCUGGCGCAAGAACGGCAUGCAGUUCGUCGUCUUCUACGACAUCGUCUUCGCGCAGACCAACGAGACGGUGGCUGAGUACGAGUCCGAAUACGGCCCGAUGUUGCCUAUGGACGGCGGCCAGUGCACGCCGCUCUCGGGCACGCACGAUUUCUCCGCCGAGUGCAUCUCGCUGAACGGCAACGCCAGCGUGCCGGACCUCGGGCCGUUCAUCGGCGGUGAGUCCAAGGAGACUGACCCGCGUGCGCCCUACCCGAACUGCUGGUGGUACUCGUUCCCCAACACUUGUCCGUUGGCCAAGUGGGCCAACAAGACCGAGGAGUGCCGCGACACGAGUCGCCAAGGACUCUGCGAUAUGGACACUCUACCGGACGGUGUCACGUGCACGUACAACUACCGCAUCUUGGGCUAUGUCCCGAUCGACGACGUCUUCUGCGAGGCCGGCGGCGUCGAGUUCCAGGCCUCCGAGGCGGGCGUCUGGAACGCCAGCAUCCCCUUCUGGAAGAACCCGCAGAACGCGACGGCCAACGCCGCGCGCACCGACAAGCUGCUGGCGGCGUACGCGAACCUGCUCAAGACCAACCAGUCGUCGCAGAUUGACAGCGCCGACUGCGACUCGGAGUUCGGCUGCAAGCGCGAGCACUACGGACAGAUGUGCACGCUCUGCAACAGCUCGGCCACGGGCUGCGUCGCGCCAAGCGAAAACUUCACCUUCCCGACGCUGCAGAAGGCGGCGGCCUCGACGGAGGCCAGCACUGGAUCGACGUCGUCGGGCUCGCGGCAGGUUCUGGCUGUUGGUGUAGCGCUGGCUUCGAUCGCGCUUUCGAUCGUCAUGGGCUAG